Messenger RNA from Mesitornis unicolor (brown roatelo), 480 nucleotides. RefSeq names its product protein FAM162A-like. Bases 37 to 429 code for a protein of 130 amino acids. Gene Ontology annotation, cellular component: mitochondrion. The transcript is spliced from 4 exons. Lineage: Eukaryota; Metazoa; Chordata; Aves; Mesitornithiformes; Mesitornithidae. Gene Ontology annotation, biological process: cellular response to hypoxia; neuron apoptotic process; positive regulation of release of cytochrome c from mitochondria. The record is from RefSeq and is a predicted model, not a curated record.
AAACUGCUGGGAAGAAAUGUUUCCUCAGUUCUGAGGAUGACUAAAGGAGUGGAUCUGAAGAUAAGCAGAAGGCUUUGUAUCAAAUCCCCAGAAGAAAGUCAACUUAAGCCAAAAAGUCGGUCUCCUUUGAGGGUGCCUGGACACAAGCCUACAGACUGGGAGAAAAGAUUUUUGUUGUGGGCAGGCCAUUUCAAAAAACCAGAGGAUAUACCAGAGACUGUCUCGAUUGAAACAAUCAGAGCAGCAAAGACCACACUGCGUGUGAAGUUCAGCUACGUGAUGAUUGCCUUGACAAUAGUGGGAUGCAUAGCCAUGGUGAUUAGAGGGAAGCAGGCUGUAAAAAAGCAUGAAUCUCUUGCAAGCAUAAACUUGGAGAAGAAAGCUCAAUGGAGAGAUGAAGGUGCUCAGAGUGUAUCUGCUAAACCUUAGAGGAAGAAAUGAAGAGACCAAGGGCUGGGGAAGAAAAGCUGAUAUCCUUUU